UGUAACAAAGGGAGCCAUGAAUUGCCUGCAAGGUGUACCUUUCAGAGUGACCGUAAGCGUUGCAGACGACUCCACGGAAGAGGCAAACUUUGUAUCAGCGCCUGAGUUUGAGGUGCCCGAUUGCAUGGAAGUCCUGAUGUGUGCAAUGCACGAUUUCUCGCUAGAGAAGAAGGUGCUGUAUUGGGUAGACUCCGCCUCUCGGCAAGACACCCCCUGGUACGAAGUCACCACUGACGUGGUCCCAACGGCUCCGCCAUGCUGGCUGCUGCUGCUGGACUCAAAAGAAAACUUCCCAGAGGCAGCAGGCCACAAACUGACUUCUGCGGUACCCAUUCGACGGUGUGCCAACCUGUGUGCUGCGGCAGAGAAGUUCAGCUGCACUGUGAACAAGAGCAGGCUGGCUAAGAAGGUGAGCAAGGAUGGGUGCUUGGAAGAGCAAGGGUGCUCCGGAGGUGAGGAGUCUCCCUCGGCUUCCUCUGUCGAAAGUGAUGGUGAAGAAAAACCCUUCUCUGACUCCAAGCGUGUUCCUGGCACUUUGCCUCGUUUCCUGAGUCUUCCCCAAUGUAGACCAAAGACCUCCCCGGUGCUGUUGGCCACCCCUUCGGAGAGCAUCAGCCAAAAGCCUCUUCUAGUCAAGCAGAGGCAAUCUAUGCUUUUAUUUAACAAUGUAAAGCAUGAGUUUGAAGGAGCCAGGAAGAAGCUCACAGCUUUCAUGCUCCCGAGGAACCAGGCGGCAGUGGAACCCACCAUGGCGUCCAGAGCUUUCUCCCUCCAUCAGCGCUCCCGGAGCAGCCGAAACCUGAAAUAUGGACCUACCUCUGAUGUGUCUCUGGUGGGAACUCUUGCCCCGAUGCCACCGACGACUCCUUGCUGUAGCGCAAGGCCACUGACUGUAGCGGGGCUUGUCCCUCCUAUCCAAAAGCACAAGCCCACAGUUCCAUCCCUGAGCCCUUAUUCCUGCCUUCCACCCCCUCCUGGAGUGCAGGAGCUUUGUGGUUCCCACAGAACUCAUCCUGACUCAACAGCUGACCUGCUCUCGGCGCUCAGCCAAGAGGAGCGUGACCUCAUUGAGCCCGUUUUAGCUUUGGGUUAUCCGAUCCGCCGGGCGAUCCUUGCUCUGCAGAAGACUGGGAGACAAAGCUUGGGUCAGUUCCUCAGUUACCUCAGUGCCUGCGACAAACUUCUAAAGCAGGGUUACGAGGAGGCUCAGGUCGAAGAAGCCAUGGAGAUGUUCCAGAACUCAGAAAAGGCAGCAGAAUUCCUUCACCUCCUGGUCCAGUUCAAUGACAUGGGCUUCCAGCAAGCAGACAUCAAAGAAGUCCUCUUGCUGUGCGAGAACCACAGAGACAAGGCGCUUGAGGAGCUCAUGACAAGGACCCAGUGAGCAGCAAGCGGGCCUUUUUCCAUACUGAGAAAGAGCAGAACACGCCACAGCCCCACGGCGUGUGAUUCAGAGCAAGCUUUGAAUGUCAGAACCCAGCUGGAACAGCCAAAAUCCCAUUGGAUCAAGCCACCUGCCUCUGGGAAGUGCGCAAACAGGCUCACCCAUUGCUUUUUACUGGCAGCUGGUACUGUGAGGUAUACUGCCUCUGGAUGGUGAGGCUCUAUAUGCCGUCAUCUUUAAUAGCCACCUCAGAAUUCUUCUAACCCUCUCUUUUCAAAAGGCAUUUAAGUUAGUGACCACCCCGCUCCAUGUUGUGGUAGCAAAUGCUAAUCAAGAGGCAGGGUGUCUAAAAGUCACUGCAAGGGAAUCGCUUCUAGUUGCAUCACAGGCUCUGCUUGGGCUUGUGAAGGACCAACAUUUUAACACAAACUUAUUCUGCAUAACCUGCACCUGUCUGCAAACAGAUCCACAGCGCGACUUAAGAUGUUUCUGUAGCCUAAGGGUGCCUCCAGGUUGCCAACAUUUUGCAGUGCACUUGGGGGGGGGUUAGAUUUGUGCAAUGAAAAUGGAUUUGCAUGUGUUAACCUGGAACAACAAACCCACUUAAAAAGAGAGAAAAGAAACUGCAGUUAGGAAAAUGGGGCUGGGGGAGAGAGAGAUGCAUUGAAAAGUGCAAGGUGGGUGAAUGAUAAAUGGGAAGGUGCAUAAAUACCCUGCAAGCAAUUCAGCAUGGAUUCAGGAUGAAUGUCCAUUGCCACAAAACCACCCUGGAAACAAGUAAGAACAAAUGCUUAAUAAAGGCUGGAUGUAGCCUGUGUAAGCUUUGUGCCGGAAAUCAGGGUGAAUGUUCAAUAAACAGGUCAUUUGGGCAUACCCAUGCUCCCAUUUCCUGGCCAAUGCCCUGAUUUAUUUCAAAGAUGCACGGGGUUUUUAAAGGACUCCAUCAAAGACUGUGCAGACCUAAGAGCUCUCCAAAAAGUGGGCUGAGUGAAGCCGAGAGCUUCCCACUGUACAAUCCUCCAACACACACACACAUCCCAAAGCACAAUACCUGCAUUUCCAGGGUGGGGAAUGCAACUUCAUAAUUUACUGCGGGGCCCAGAGUCUUCAGCUUAUUAUGGCUGAACGUCAACUCCUUAUUUGAAAUAAGAAACCGAGACUGUUUCCAAUCAAGUAAUUCUUUAUUUUUUCCUGCCACCGUGAAUGCCCAAUUGUCUUUCCUUGAGAUACAGCGAAGUGAUACCUGUUUGUCUUUCAGCCAAAUAAUAAAAAAAGUAUUUGUGUCUCUUAUUAAAGGAGAAAGGGGAAACAAAUAUGAUAUUCAGCUGAAUGUAACAGAAGAAAACAAACAUCCUUUGAGGUUCAUAGGUACAGCAUAUUUCUCUCAAAUAAAAUGGCACGUACCCAAUA
Molecule: messenger RNA, 2794 nt
Organism: Lacerta agilis (Sand lizard)
Lineage: Eukaryota; Metazoa; Chordata; Lepidosauria; Squamata; Lacertidae
Gene: UBAP1L
Product: ubiquitin associated protein 1 like
Exons: 5
Coding region: 17-1384 (455 amino acids)
Biological process (GO): ubiquitin-dependent protein catabolic process via the multivesicular body sorting pathway
Cellular component (GO): ESCRT I complex
Molecular function (GO): ubiquitin binding
Source: RefSeq, a predicted model, not a curated record